Molecule: messenger RNA, 1633 nt
Organism: Lampris incognitus (smalleye Pacific opah)
Lineage: Eukaryota; Metazoa; Chordata; Actinopteri; Lampriformes; Lampridae
Gene: ddb2
Product: damage-specific DNA binding protein 2
Exons: 11
Coding region: 155-1633 (492 amino acids)
Biological process (GO): response to UV; DNA repair
Cellular component (GO): nucleus; Cul4-RING E3 ubiquitin ligase complex
Molecular function (GO): damaged DNA binding; protein binding
Source: RefSeq, a predicted model, not a curated record
CAAGGCGCAACUGACACUUGGAAGUUACAAAACGCCGAAUUAUCAAACAAACAAAAAAAACUCACGUGAGUUUACUGGGGGAAGCGCAAACGCCAGCGGAAAGUAGUGCUCUUUAAAACUCUACAACAUAAAGUUGUGUUUUAUUAGGAGAGGAAUGAGGAGUGAACGUGCACAGGCGGGUGCAGCUGAUCCCAGGGGGAAGAAAAGGGGCCAUGCGGAGCAAACCAUCGCUAAGAAACUACGGGGGAAGAUGAGCAGCGAAGCAUCGAAGGCAGCAGGGUACGAUCACAAAAUAAGUAACUCUUCGGGAACCCAGAAGAGAAGCGUCCGUGGAAGUAUCUUGCACUACAUUUAUAGGAGCACCCUGGGGCAAAGUGUCCAUUCACAAAUAAGACAGUGUGUCCGGGAGCCAUUUGUUCGUUCCCUCUGGUCCUACAAUCUCCACCGCACAUUAAGCCCCUUUGACCGCAGAAUCACCUGUCUGGAGUGGCACCCCUCCCAUCCCACCACACUGGCUGUUGGUUCCAAGGGUGGGGAUAUAAUUCUUUGGGACUUCGAUGCGCUCAACAAAAAAACUUUUAUUCAAGGGAAAGGAGCUGGAGACUUUAUUGGAGGAAUGAAGUUUUGCCCAAUGGAUCUAUCCAAAGUCUAUGUGGCCUCUGGUGAUGGCACAUUGGCCAUACAAAGCUUUGAGGGUUGUGCAUCUGACAUUCUGUCCAGAACUCAAGACUGUGGUCAUGAUCACCAUAAUGUUUGCUACUGGUAUUGCUGUGUAGAUGUGUCUGUAGGCCGACAAAUGCUUGUGACGGGGGACAAUGUUGGACAGAUCUACCUACUGAGUAUGGAAGGCCAGAAGAUAUUCAGUGACAAGUUGCACAAAGCCAAAGUGACCCAUGCAGAGUUCAAUCCUCGAUGUGAUUGGUUGUUGGCAACAGCCUCUGUUGACCACACUGUAAAGCUGUGGGACCUUAGGAGCAUCAAAGACAAGCAGAGCUUCCUCCAUGAAAUGCCCCAUGACAAAGCUGUCAAUUCAGCCUAUUUCAGUCCUUCGGACUGCUCAAAGUUGCUCACCACUGAUCAGUAUGACGAGAUCCGGGUCUACUCCUCUGCUGAUUGGUCCAAACCUCAACAAAUCAUCCAACAUCCACACAGGCAGUUUCAGCAUCUCAGUCCCAUCAAGGCCACAUGGCACCCUUUUUAUGACCUCAUUGUGGCUGGCCGGUAUCCCGAUGAGAGGGUUUUCCCUGGUGACCGAAGGACAAUUGACAUCUUUGAUUCCAAUUCUGGAGACAUUGUGUGUCAGCUGAACGAUCCCAAUGUAGUGUCUGGAAUCAUAUCUGUCAACAAAUUCAGCCCAAUGGGUGACGUGUUGGGAUCUGGAAUGGGGUUUAACAUACUGGUGUGGAAGCAGGAAGACUCGAUGAUCAGUGAGCAAUGCAAGCUGUUGGAGGAAAUGGGAUCCAGAGUGGGAAGCUCAAGAGGCCAGCGAGCAAGUCAGCAUCGCUCUACCAGAGAAAGACGAGGACAAGCUGGGGAUGCAAAGCUAAAGAAAAAGUUAAAUUCUCUGGGGUUAUCAGAGACCAAAACCAAGUCCAGAUGUGCUGAAAACAGCAAAGCAAAAAAGAAAAAGUGA